Messenger RNA from Salvelinus fontinalis (brook trout), 8241 nucleotides. RefSeq names its product neurexin-2-like. The transcript has 22 exons. The record is from RefSeq and is a predicted model, not a curated record. Bases 1406 to 6424 code for a protein of 1672 amino acids. NCBI's taxonomy places the organism in Eukaryota, Metazoa, Chordata, Actinopteri, Salmoniformes, Salmonidae.
UUCUUGUGUGUGUUCCAGAGCAAUGGGACACUGAGGAAGAUGGCGCUUGCACCUGUUUCUGCUUGGCUCUGUGCCUAGCUAACUCCUGGAGACUGGACUGGACUGCAGCUGGAAGGAGGCCAGGAUAUUUGGUUGAUGAGGGAGGGGAAGAGGAACAGAGAACCUUGAAUUAGUUUUGUCCUUUUUCUGACCCAACUACCUCACUUCAACAUUCUGCAACAAUCACCACUUCACUUGGUUUUGUAAAUGUACUAGUUCCUAGACUCCUAGACGUAUGUUCUAGGUCCUAGAUUCCUAAACCUAGGCUAUGUGCUAGUUCCUAGAUUCCUUAACCUAGGAUAUGUGCUAGUUGCUAGAUUCCCUAAACCAAGGCUAUUUGCUAGUUCCUAGAUUCCCUAAACCAAGGCUAUGUGCUAGUUGCUAGAUUCCGUAAACCAAGGCUAUUUGCUAGUUCCUAGAUUCCUAAACCUAGGCUAUGUGCUAUUUCCUAGAUUCCUAAACCUAGGCUAUGUGCUUGUUGCUAGAUUCCUUAACCUAGGAUAUGUGCUAGUUGCUAGAUUCUGUAAACCAAGACUAUUUGCUAGUUCCUAGAUUCCUAAACCUAGGCUAUGUGCUAGUUUCUAGAUUCCUAAACCUAGGCUAUGUGCUAGUUCCUAGAUUCCUAAACCUAGGCUAUGUGCUAGUUCCUAGAUUCCUAAACCUAGGCUAUGUGCUAGUUCCUAGAUUCCUAAAUCUAGGCUAUAUGCUAGUUCCUAGAUUCCUAAACCUAGGUUAUAUGCGAGUUCCUAGAUUCCUAAACCUAGGCUAUGUGCUAGUUCCUAGAUUCCUAAACCAAGGCUAUGUGCUAGUUCCUAGAUUCCUAAACCAAGGCUAUAUGCUAGUUCCUAGAUUCCUAAACCAAGGCUAUAUGCUAGUUCCUAGAUUCCUAAACCUAGGCUAUAUGCUAGUUCCUAGAUUCCUAAACCUAGGCUAUAUGCUAGUUCCUAGAUUCCUAAGUGUAGGCUACAGUAUAUGCUAGUUCCUAGAUUCCUAAACCUAGGCUAUAUGCUAGUUCCUAAAUUCCUAAGUGUAGGCUACAGUAUGUGCUAGUUCCUAAUUCUUAAAUGUUUAGUGCUAGUUCCUAGAUUCCAAAACAUAUGGAUUCUAUGAUAUCACCAGAACGUUAUUGUAGCUGGUUCUCUGGAUAAUAGGUGACACAAUUCCCAAUUUUUCCACUCAAUGGAGAGGCUAAGAAGAAAAUCAGGAUAGAGAGGCAAAGAUAAAGAGAAUAAUUUGAGUCAUAUUACUGCUGUACACUUUAGGGAAAACACAACAGUGUAGACUGGAGCUCAUUUCGGCCUCUCUCUCAGCGGUAGUGGAUUAAAAGCAACGAGACCUAGUUGGAGGGAUUAGUCAGAAGUGGAAGAUGAUAAGCAGACAGGGGAGGAGUGAAGUUCGGGCCGUGUGGCCCCUGCUAUUGACUGGGCUGCUGUUGACAGUCAUGGUCACGGCCUUGGAGUACGAGGGAGUCCCUGGUCAGUGGGCGCGGUACGGCCGCUGGGAAGCCAAGGCCACAGGCCAGCUGAGCUUCGCUCUGAAGACCAACAUCAGCAAGGCCCUGGUGCUCUACCUGGACGACGGAGGGAACUGUGACUUCCUGGAGCUUCUGAUCGCAGACGGCCGGCUGCAUCUUCGCUUCACCAUCCACUGUGCAGAGCCGGCCUCCCUGCACACGGAGACUCGUGUCAACGACCAGCGCUGGCACCGCGUGCUGCUCACCCGUAACUACAAAGAGACCAGCCUGGUGGUGGACAACGAGGACAAGGUGGCCGAGGUCAAGUCCAAGAGGAGUGAGAUGGUGGUGGCCAGUGACCUUUACGUAGGCGGCAUCUCGCCAGACGUGCGCCUAUCUGCCCUCACGUCCAGCACCGUCAAAUACGAGCCACCCUUCCAGGGCCUGAUCGCCAACCUGAAGCUGGGGGAGACCCUCCCCGUGCUCCUGGAUGGCCAGAGUGUUCAGAAUGAUUUGGAAUAUCUGUGCAUUAAACAGAACCCCUGCAGCAACAGAGGCCUAUGCUCCAUCCACCAGGGAGAGGUCCUCUGUGACUGCACCGACACUGGAUAUAAGGGAAAGUACUGCCAUGAAGUUAUCCAGAAAGCAGUAGAAGGUCUGGCGCACUUGAUGUUAAACCGCCAAGCUACUGGAACUUCACCUUUGACCUCUACAGCCUUUCGCCAAGCCGUAUCAUCGCAAUCUGCAAAAGAGGAGUCGGUUGCCACCUACAAAGGCAACGAGUUCUUCAGCUAUGACUUAUCUCAGAUGCCCAUCCAGAGCAAACUGGACGAGAUCACUCUGUCCUUCCGCACGCUGCAGAGGAACGGCCUCCUCCUCCACACCGGGAAGUCAGCUGACUAUGUCAACCUAUCCCUGAGGAGCGGCGCUGUGUGGCUGGUCAUUAACCUGGGCUCAGGGGCCUUCGAGGCCCUGGUGGAGCCCACCAACGGCAAGUUCAACGACAAUGCCUGGCACGAAGUGCGCAUCACACGCAACCUGCGCCAGGUGACUGUCUCUGUGGAUGGGAUCCUGUCCACCACCGGCUACACCCAGGAGGACUACACCAUGCUGGGCUCUGAUGACUUGUUCUACAUUGGGGGGAGUCCCAACACGGCUGACCUCCCUGGCUCCCCAGUCAGCAGUAACUUCAUGGGCUGUCUCAAAGACGUGAUUUACAAGAACAAUGAGUUCAGACUGGAGCUGUCUCGUCUGGCUGCAGAGCGGGACCCUCAGGUCAGUGUUCACGGUGACCUGACCUUCCGCUGUGAGGAUGUGGCUGCCCUGGAGCCAGUCACCUUCGACACGCCUGCCUCCUACCUCACCCUGCCCAGGUGGAACACCAAGAAGACCGGCUCCAUCUCCUUUGACUUCCGGACCACGGAGCCCAGCGGCCUGCUGCUGUUCAGCCACGGGGACAGACGUCUGCGGGACCCAGACAGACAGCCGGACAGGCAGGCCAGGGCUGAUUACUUUGCCAUGGAGCUAAUGGAUGGCUUUCUCUACCUGGUGAUGGACAUGGGCUCUGGCACCAUCAAGAUGAAGGCCAGCAACAAGAGGGUCAACGAUGGGGAGUGGUGCCACGUGGACUUCCAGAGGGAGGGGCGUAAGGGCUUCAUCUCGGUGAACAGCCGCAGCACACCAUUCUCUGCCAAUGAAGGCAAUGAGAUCUUAGACCUGGAGGGGGAAUUGUACCUGGGGGGUCUGCCCGAGGAACGCCAGCGCCUCAUCCUCCCCCCAGAAGUCUGGACGGCCCCCCUCAACCUGGGCUACGUGGGCUGCAUGCGGGACCUGUUCAUGGAUGGACGGAGCCGGGACCUGAGGAGACUGGCAGAGAUCCAGAGUGCCUCUGGAGUCAGCAGCUUCUGCACCAGGGAAACUCACGUCAGGUGUGGCAGAGACGUCUGUGGCAACGGUGGGCAGUGCCGUGAGGGCUGGAACCGUCAUGUGUGUGAUUGCACCAGCACGGGCUACCUGGGUCCCAACUGUGAGAGCGAGGCCACGGUGCUGAGCUACGACGGCAGCAUGUACCUGAAGGUGACGCUGCCAGUCAGCAUGCACACGGAGGCCGAGGACGUGGCGCUACGCUUUAUGUCCCAGAGGGCCUUUGGGCUGCUGUUGGCCACCACCUCCCAGGACUCAGCUGACACCCUGCGUCUGGAGCUGGAAGCGGGCCGGGUCAAACUCACCGUCAACCUGGAUUGUAUCAGGAUAGACUGUAACCUCAGUAAAGGCCCAGAGAUGCUGUUAGCAGGACAGAAGCUGAAUGACAAUGAGUGGCACUCAGUGAAGGUGGUACGUCUUGGGAAGAACCUGCAGCUCUCUGUGGACAAUGUGACUGUGGAAGGCCAUAUGGCCGGUGCCCACACCCGCCUGGAGUUCCACAACAUUGAGACUGGCAUCAUGACAGAGAGACGCUUCAUCUCUGUGGUGCCAACCAACUUCAUAGGGCACCUGCAGGCCCUCUCCUUCAACGGCGUGCCCUACCUGGACCAGUGUAAGAACGGAGACAUCUCCUACUGCGAACUCAACGCCCGCUUCGGCAUGCGCCGCAUUGUGGCAGACCCUGUGACCUUCCACAGCCGGGCCAGCUACCUAGCCUUCUCUACCCUGCAGGCCUACGCCUCCAUGCACCUAUUCUUCCAGUUCAAGACCACCUCCCCUGAUGGCCUGCUCCUCUUCAACUCUGGAGACGGCAGUGACUUCAUCAUGGUGGAGCUGGUCAAAGGGUACAUCCAUUAUGUGUUUGACCUGGGUAACGGACCGUCACUCAUGAAGGGCAACUCUGAGAAGCCUCUCAACGACAACCAGUGGCACAACGUGGUGGUGUCCCGGGAUGAUAAAAACGUGCACAUCCUCAAGACCGACUCCCGCACCGUCACCCAGCACUCCAACGGAGCCCGUAACCUGGACCUCAAAGGGGAUCUGUAUCUUGGUGGUGUGGCGAAGACCAUGUACAGUAGCCUGCCCAAGCUGAUCGCGUCCCGCGAUGGGUACCAGGGCUGCCUGGCCUCCGUGGACCUGAACGGGAGACUUCCUGACCUGAUGGCAGACGCCCUCCACAGGGUGGGCCAGGUGGAGCGGGGCUGUGGAGGCCCGAGCAGCACCUGUACAGAGGACUCGUGCCAUCACCAGGGGGUGUGUCUCCAGCAGUGGGAGGGCUUCUCCUGUGACUGCACCAUGACCUCCCAUGGAGGAGCAUUCUGCAGCGACCCUGGGACCACGUAUAUCUUUGGGAGAGGAGGAGCCCUCAUCACGUACACCUGGGCCCCUAAUGAGAGGCCGAGCACCAGAGCUGACCGCCUAGCUGUGGGCUUCAGUACUCAGCAGAAAGACGCCAUCUUGGUCAGAGUGGAGAGCACCAGUGGACUGGGAGACUACCUGCAGCUGCACAUAGAACAUGGAAAGAUCGAUGUGAUCUUCAACGUGGGGACAGAUGACAUCACCAUUGGCGAGCCGGCUGUCAUAGUUAGCGAUGGCAAGUACCAUGUUGUGCGCUUCACACGCAGCGGUGGCAACGCCACCCUCCAGGUGGACAACCAACCUGUCAUCGAACGCUACCCGCCAGGGAACUUUGAUAAUGAGCGCCUGGCUAUUGCUAGACAAAGAAUCCCAUACCGACUUGGUCGGGUAGUUGACGAGUGGCUACUCGACAAAGGACGACAGCUGACCAUCUUCAACAGCCAGGCAGCGAUAAAGAUCGGGGGUCAGGAUAAAGGCCGGCCGUUCCAGGGCCAGAUCUCUGGUCUCUACUAUAACGGCCUGCAGGUGCUUAAGCUGGCGGCAGAGAGUGACCCCAGUGUCCAGGCUGAGGGGAACCUGAGGCUGGUGGGAGACUCACUGUCAGUGCUGACCACUGAGACCACCUCCACCACCCCACUGGCUGUCUCCGACAUGUCCACCACCAUCAUGGAGACCACCACCACCAUGGCCACCACCACCACCCGCAGGCAACGCUCACCCAGCAUGAGGGAGAGCAUCUCCCAGUCUCAGAACUCGGAUGACAUCUUGGUGGCGUCUGCUGAGUGUCCCAGUGAUGACGAGGAUCUGGAGGAGUGUGAGCCUGGAACAGGAGGUGAAUUAGUGUUGCCUAUAAUAACAGUGGAUUCCCUUGAGCCCCCAUCCAUCGCCACCCGUUACCCUGCUAUCCCCCCUCCUCCCACCUCCCUGUCCCCACUUGAGACCACCAAAGAGUCCCUGAUGCUGUCCAACCCUCACCCUCCCUGCCCCUCGGACCAGGAGGACUGCGGUGACCCUGUGGAGGUCUCAUCCUUUGGUUCGGGGGAGUUGACGGAAUCAGAUGAUGAGGACUUUUACAAAAACUCCCCCCUGGUCACUGACAGGACAGUCCUGCCUCCUCCUCCCCCCGCCGCUGGUGAGGGCCGGGCCCAGAAACCCCAUAAUCCCCGCCCCCCUCCUUCUGCUCCCACCACCAACCCUGACCAGCUCCACAUCCCCGCGGGCAAAAUGAACACCCGUGACCAGGUGCUUCUGCCCCCCGUCCCUCCAUCAUCUCGGAAUACACCAGGACUAACUUACCCCCCCAAUUUCCCCCAUGUGCCCACAGCCGACCCUACAGCCCCUGGUGAGAAGAUCAUAUAUCCCGGCCUGGUGGAUAGGAUCGGGGAGUCCAGUAGCACCACAGGGAUGGUGGUUGGCAUUGUGGCAGCUGCUGCCCUCUGCAUUCUCAUCCUCCUCUACGCCAUGUACAAGUACCGCAACCGUGACGAGAGCUCCUACCGGACGGACCAGGGACACAGCUUCAUCAACAACCCAGUUGCUGAGGGCAACGGGGCCAUGGUCAAGCUAGAGAAGACACCAAGUAUAACGGCUACAGUAGCCAAGGCUGUCACCAAGGGCAACAAGAACAAACAAAAAGAGUAUUACGUCUGAGAGAGGGAAGAAGAGAGAAGGAGAGCAAGAGAGAGAUAGGCUAGAGGAAAAUCAUGGAAAGGGGGUUCUCCCAAUUAAAAUUCCACAUGAUCCACUAGAUAAACAUCCAAAGUUUAGGGUGUAAUUGUUACAUUUGCGCCACAAAAACUAACAAAAAAAACUACUUACCAUCAGUAUUUUCACAGUUCCAGGUAAAUUAUAUAUUUUUAAUUUCUAUCACAUACCAAGUACUGUAUUGGUUAACAUAGUAUUUCAUACUGGAUUAGAAGCCUAUCCAUUUGCUGUCUUUGUAUAUAGCACCCCAUCUAUCAACUUUAUGGUUCACAGUGAAAACUGAGCUGAGACCAUUGUACUAUAGAAAAGACCAUUGUACUCUAGAAACAGAUUUGCAUGAAUGUCAGUUCUCAAGUCUCUCUGUCUUCUAAUAACGUCAGAGGUAUCGGUGUGUACCGAUUGGUCAUUAUGGUAAAUAACAACAAAGCAACCCAAUAGCGUUUACUAGAAUAAACAAAAGCCAUACCCAUACUUGGAGACUGAGUGACCCACCUUCUCAGCAGACUAGUCUACCCCAUUUUGUGUUAUCUCGUCUGGUUGUCCAUGGUGAAAUGUUGCUAGUUGACUAUAAUUGAACCAUGUUUUAAGCAUAAUGAUAUAUUUCUUUCCUUAUGGAAAAUACAGGUUUUCAAAAGUAAUAUACAAUUCACAGCCUAAUUUAGCCAACAACCCCUCUAUCUGGAUGAAUAAAAUGAGCCAGAUUCUCUCAUCUCUGUGUGAGGAGAGAUCUACAGUGUGUCAUUCCAUCCAAGAAGAAGUUCCUCAAAAUGCUACUGUAGCAAAGACAUUGCUCUGUAAACAUUUUUGUAAAGACGUCUUGGGAUUGAAAAAGCUUUGCUCGUUGGUUCUGUGGAGUACAUAGACUAACAGACAUGAAAAAUACACUUCAUGUGAGAGAUGUUCUGCCUCCACGGUUACCACUGUCAACACUCCAGCCAGAUCCCCCAUGAGGAGAAGUAGAGAGUGAAUAUGAAAGGGAGCUUCAGGACACAGAUUCACUUUUGAAGAACUUUUUCUAGUGGUUCCUGGGUAGGGGGAGAUGCCCAACCUUGUGUCAAGAGGCUGGCUUUCCCUUCCUUCUUCAAUAUUGACACAAAAACUGGAAAGGCACAAACAGUAGAAACAUAUCUUUGAGAGAUUAACAAGUGUUUCCUUAGAAAGCAAACUGAACAUGUAUUCUGGUUUUUAUACCCAUUAAUAAAAUACUAUUCUGUGAGACAUUAUUGAAGGUUUGUGAAUUGUAUAGCUAUUUCUCAGAUAUUUCAGUGUUUCUCUUGUUAGCAUUCCUCCUUAACAAAAUAAGGCGUUCAGUUGUUUAUGUUGCCUUUUAUAAUCAGAUAGAGAUUUGUCUAUGAUGAGACAACAUUGUCUGACUACAGAAACCCAUAUUCAGCAUUUUCUUUUUCAAUGUUGAAUGGCAUUACAUUUCCAUUAAGGACUGGUUAGUGAUUGUAUGUAAACGUUUCAAGAGAAAACACAAAGGAUGAUGUGUAAUUUUUUUUCUUGGUUCUUCAUUUUAUGUACACUGAAAAACAUGUCUCUCUUUGUCUGUCGUGUUGACAUUCACUCCGUUGUAUUAUGUUAAUAUUUUCAAUUUCUGGGAUUUCCUCUUUAUUCUUUUAUUAUUUUAUGAAGUGCCACUGCUCCAGAGUAUAUUCCUGUCCUCACUCAAUGAUAUUGUAAAGUGUUCCUGUGAAAUUAAUCUUAAUAUGUGUACAGUACAUUGACAGAGGGGAAAUACACUUGGUAAUAUACUUUGUAUA